Molecule: messenger RNA, 2249 nt
Organism: Pipistrellus kuhlii (Kuhl's pipistrelle)
Lineage: Eukaryota; Metazoa; Chordata; Mammalia; Chiroptera; Vespertilionidae
Gene: RHOH
Product: ras homolog family member H
Exons: 1
Coding region: 143-718 (191 amino acids)
Biological process (GO): small GTPase-mediated signal transduction
Molecular function (GO): GTP binding; GTPase activity
Source: RefSeq, a predicted model, not a curated record
UGGAGAGGAGUAGCGCUCUGCAGGCUGCUGUUGGAGACUCUGGGACCACAGACCCAUCCCGUGUUUAUUCCCUGCGUUGGAUGGCAUUGGCCUCGGCCACCCAAGGGUUCUGAACGCGUAAGGAGGGAUCCAAGCUGGGAAGAUGCUGAGCUCCAUCAAGUGUGUGCUGGUGGGGGACUCCGCCGUGGGGAAGACCUCCCUGUUGGUGCGCUUCACCUCCGAGACCUUCCCAGAGGCCUACAAGCCCACGGUGUACGAGAACACGGGUGUGGACGUCUUCAUGGACGGCAUGCAGAUCAGCCUGGGCCUCUGGGACACCGCCGGCAACGAUGCCUUCAAAAGCAUCCGCCCCCUGUCCUACCAGCAGGCCGACGUGGUGCUGAUGUGCUACUCCGUGGCCAACCACAACUCUUUCCUGAACCUGAAGAACAAGUGGAUUGGCGAGAUCAGGAGCCACUUGCCCUGUACUCCCGUGCUGGUGGUGGCCACCCAGACGGACCAGCGGGAGGUGGGGACCCACAGGGCCUCCUGCAUCAGUGCCAUUGAUGGGAAGCGACUAGCCCAGGACGUGAGAGCUAAGGGCUACCUGGAGUGCUCGGCCCUGAGCAACCGGGGGGUCCAGCAGGUGUUUGAGUGUGCCGUCCGGACUGCCGUCAACCAGGCCAGGAGACGCAACAGGAGGAAGCUCUUCUCCAUUAAUGAGUGCAAGAUCUUCUAACCCCCAAGAGACUUCACCCAACAUGCAUUUACUCACCCGCCUCAAAGACUAAUGGGCGCAGGGAGAGCCAACAGUAAGGGUGGGUGCUCUUCCCGGGUACCUCCCGGGCAGUGUGUGCUCUGUUGAUGGGACUUGGUCGCUGGUGGUUUUAUUAAGUACACUCUGCAAACAGACUCCUCAUCCUGGCCAACGAGGCAGUCUCUUGAGAAGCUGGAACGAAUAUUCUAUCUCUGGUUAAGAAACUAAAAAGGUCCCCAUAAUUUUGGACAGGGAAGUCGAGUUUUCCAAAGAAUUCUAUAUUUAAAGACAUGUUUUAUUUAAGUGGUAACCAAGUGUAGAGCUCUUGUACAUAAUUAGUUUUCGUGCUUGGGAAGUCUUUUCCUACAGACUCACAAACACACUCCGGUGUAUGUGUGUGUGUGUGUGACAUGACCUUACAGGACUCCGCCGUGUGUUCGGGGUGUUAUUUUCACCUGAAGUAGUAAGUUUUGUUGAAGCCACUUGCCUACCUGAUUUUGCUAGGUGAUCAGAUUUGAAAAGGACUGCCAGCCAAUCCUUGCUAUUAAUUCUCCGCCCAGCUGUUAGCCAAUUUGUGUAUAAAAUACAUUCGAUAACAUAUGCUACUUUAAUACUGCCUAAUGAGUUUAACAGUUACCCGUCUGUUUUCCUGUAAUUAUAUGUAAAAAAGGGUUUCUUAUUUAUGGUACUACCUUUCACUCAAUGAACUCCCAUGAUGCACUAAGUAUUCUCUUUUAUUUACCAAAACAGAUGAAAGGAAAACCGUUUGGGGAGGGAAUCUGACUGCCUCCAAGUAAUGGCAGCAGAGCUCAGAACAGAAUUUAAAAGUCUCCUUUUCCUUUGGGAACCACUGCACUUUGCCUGGGUUUUCCGACACUGGCCCCCCCUGGCUGGCUGCAGGCCUUGUGAGUGAGAGCAGGCUCAGCGUUCUGCAUGCUGGUAAUCUGGGGAAUUGGUUACUUGAGCUCUUAACUGACCUGGAAGGGCAACUAUAAUUUAUUAAUUUUAGGAUGUAAUCAGAGUAAUGGCUAAGGUGUCUAUGUACAUAUGUGUGUGUGUGUGUAUAAGGGAACACAGGUACAACUUAUAGCUUUUCCUAUUUCAUCCAUGUGAAGCACCAGAGUUAAAACAAAAACAAAGACAAAACAAAAGCCCCACAAAUUCCAAGUACAGGGAACAGGAGAACUGUAUAGCCAAUUUUCAGAUAAAAUCUUAUCAGGGAAAAUACUGAAUGAUGACUCCGCCUUAAACCUCAUUCUAUCUAAAAAGCUUCAAAAACAAUGGUAUCAAUCAUCUGUUAACGUUGAGAACAGAGACCAUGUAACUCAAGGAAGAAAUUGCAAAUGCUGGCACCGGGUACCUCAUUCACUCACCUAACCCAAUAAAACUCAGAACCACUCUGUACCACGUUUGUUAAAGUACAUCGUUGUUAUGUUAUAAUGUGGCCAUUAGAUACAAAUGGUAAGGCACUUACUUGGCAUAAAUGACUAUGAUUAAACUUAUGUUGACAUAA